This is a messenger RNA of Coregonus sp. 'balchen', 4092 nucleotides long. The record is from the annotation of a GenBank genome assembly. NCBI's taxonomy places the organism in Eukaryota, Metazoa, Chordata, Actinopteri, Salmoniformes, Salmonidae.
AUGUGUGGAAUCAUGACAGAGUAUGAGACUGUGCAGAACAGGAUAAAGAAUGGCUACGUCUUCAAAGUAAGUGAUUUUUUGACAGACCAUCUACACACAAAGCUAUAUCUUCAUGUGUUCACUGAUUCAAGUGUUUGUUUUGUGUAUACUUGAAGCAUGUCAGACCUUACCUACAUUAGCAGCACCUGAGGUGAUGGCAGGCACACAGAUGGAAUGGUGGAAUUUAGUAAUAAUAAGAGAGGGUAACUGAGGUGAGAACAGGGCGUGUGCUUUUCCAGAACGUCCCCUGUGGUCUGUUGCUCAGUCAGUGUUGAUUCCCAGCUGUGUCGAGAGGGUCCUCCCCUGUCAUACAACCACAAGUUGACAGCCAAAGAAUCACCCUCGGUUUUAUUUAGGUCAGUUAUCCCUCAAAUGAAAUGUAAAAAGUGUUCCUAUACAUGCGGUUAUUGUCGGUGCUUAUAUACACUGACUGCUAUACAGGUGUUAACCUUAUUGACUGUGGGCUGUAUUCAGAUCACUGUCCAGCAGCAUACCACCCUGCAUCCCACUGCUGGCUUGCCUCUGAAGCUAAGCAGGCUUGGUCCUGGUUGGUACCUGGAUGGGAGACCAGAUGCUGCUGGAAGUCCCAAAAAAAUAUCCCAGUGCCCCAAGGCAGUGAUUGGGGACAUUCCCCUGUGUAGGGUGUUGUCUUUUGGAUGGGAUGUUAAACGGGUGUCCUGACUCUCUGUGGUCACUAAAGAUCCCAUGGCACUUAUAGUAAGAGAAGGGGUGUGAACCCCGGUGUCCUGGCUAAAUUCCCAAUCUGGCCCUCAUACCAUCAUGGCCACCUAAUCAUCCCCAGCUUAAAAUUGGCUGUUUUCUCUCCCCUGUAACUAUUCCCCAGGUCGUUGCUGCUAAAAUAAGGGUUAAAUAAAUAAAACACCCAGAUGAAUGGGUUGCAUAAUGGAUGCGACUGGGGAAACCGCACGUAGCAUUUAUGUUACCUGUCAGCUGCUUCACAAACUCUGUUUAACUGCAAAGCCCAGAGAGAGAGAGAGAUUUUGCGAUUGAGUGGAAAAGAACAGGGGGAGGGAAAAAGGAGAGGGUUGCAUGACAAAUAGGAGCUUGUGAUACAUGUGCGUGUGUGAGAGAUGUUUGUGCAAUAGUUGUGGGUAGCUGGUUACGUGGAGCAGGACAGAUCAGGUCAGAGGAAAAUGUGUGGUGUCAUGAAUCAACACUUAAUGCUGUCUGUCCUCUUCUGUUUUCGCCCUCUUUGCAUACAGGAUCAUCUGGAUAAGGCCAUCGAGCUGAAACCACAGGAUCCUAUGUCUUACUACCUGCUGGGCCGCUGGUGCUAUGCUGUAUGUAACCAUACAGUGAGGAAUACACUCCCUGAAAAGUGAUCAAUGUAGAAGCUUUGAAAAGGAGUCAUUAGCCAAUGGAACAAUGGUGGUGGUCAACACACAGACACACUCAUUGACACACAUACACACACGCACCCUCCACAUUCCCUCCCAAGCGUAGCUAGCUGCAGUCAAAGAUGAGUGGCUAUUUCUCAGAAGGAGGAAAAAACCUCUGAUGUUUUGUGAGAGUGAAUUUAAAGGGCUCUGUGUUCAUGUUUAAACAUUGAUCCACUGUUUACAUUCAGGCAGAGGCCCCUCUUUGAAAGGGCCCACGUGACGGCAGGGCAAUACUACACCUGCAAUUGCACAUUUCUAAGAUGAAUGGGGCGAGGAAGGAACAGUGCAUGCAUUUGACCUAGCGAGUCCCUCCCAUUAGAUCCAUUAUCUUAUUCCUGUAAUCAAGUUUUAUGGAAAAGGAGGACUGUGUGACUUUAUCAUGAUAGGUUGGUUUGUGUUAGGAUUAGAAACUGCUUCCAUUGCAGAUUAUAUUGUCUCCGCAUCCUGAAUGACAGGGCUUUAGCAACAUUGGUUAGUAUGUUAGUGUCUUUCUAUAGUGGAAAAUACAAGUUAUUUUCAGAUCCAUUACUUCCGUGACUCCCCUUGUUUAAAUGCUACUUGCACUGUUUACACACUGUAGGUAGUGUGAGAGUCAUUUUCACACCAUAUUGUUUAAACGUUUAUCUGAUUUGCCAUGUUCUGAAAGGGCUCUAUACAUUGGUUCUGUUCAGGUGGCUCAACUGUCCUGGAUUGAGAGGAAAAUUGCUGCUACAUUGUUUGGCGAGCCUCCAAGUGCCACGGUCCAAGAUGCGCUGAAGAACUUCCUCAAGGUAUUGGUAUUCUCCUUGCUACCAUAGAUUGUGGUGCAGAGCACAAGUGUUUGGCAGUACGUGUUAGUGGAGUAAAGCAUGUCAGGCCUUGCAAAUGUACUUUACCAGUACAUUUCUCAUUUGCCCAACAGCUAGUUUUGAAUAUGGACAGGUACACUGUUUAUGUUGCUUUCAUUGUUCUGCAUUGUAUACUUUAGCCUGUUGGAAUCAUACAGUCCUUCCAAGUUCUCUCUCUUUAACUCAUCUUUCCUGAUCGCUGUAUAUUACAUCUCCGAGAACACUUCCCUGUGUUCUGCACACUUACUAUUAGAUCCUUUACUCUCUUUCAUGAUCUCUCUCUAACCAAUUGAAACAUGUAGCGCACAGCAGCCUAUUUGUUUUGUGUUGAGUCGGGAUUUGCCCAGAGGUCGCUUCUGCACCCAGAUUUAAAGACCAAACCCCAAAUAUUUAGAGGCUUAAUCUGUGUUCCCACAUUUCACAUGUUUAUAUAGAGAGACAUGAAAUUGCUCCUGGCCAAGAUUCUCUUGCGUCAUGUCUCUUCCUCACAUCGUGUGUAUCUCGCCAAUCAAUUUUAGUUAAGUGGUCUCUGUCGUAACUUGUUUCUCCUGCCCGUAAGGACUCUGGUAGAGGCUGUUUAGCUUCAACAAACACAUCCUGCUGUUAUACAACUUGUCACUAUAACCAAGUACACAAACAGUAACUACACACUACGUAAUACCAAGGUGUUGUCCUAGUACUCUUCUCACUGUACUAUUAAUGCUAAGGCUAUAUAGGGUCAGAAUUUAAGGUAGAGUCAAGUGAAAUAUAAUUAUCCACGGCUAGAGGCAGAAUAAUGCUAUGGUUAGUCCUUUCUGUAUUUGUCUGUGCUGAGCAGGUUCUAUUUUCAAUUUCAGUCAUUUGCCCAAAUCCUGUAUCAACCCCAUACCUGUCCUGGACUGAUCUUAUGCAAUUAGAACAUAAACUGUUAGGCAGUGUUUUUGUCAGUGGUUAUGUUUUUGGUGCAGGUCCAAUGGAAGAAUACAACCAUGUUCUUGUGCUUUAUACAGAGGAGGCUGGUGGGAUGAGCUAUAGGAGGACAGGCUCAUUGUAUAGGCUGGAAUGGAAUUAAUGGAACGGUAUCAAACAUAUGGAAACCACGUUUAACUCAGUUCCAUUUAUUCCAUUCCAGGCAUUACAAUGAGCCUAAUCCUCCUAUAGCUCCACCCACCAGCCUCCUCUGGAUUUAUGGUAACACUUAACACAGACAUUCUCAAGGUCUGAGGGCGACAUUUGUGCUUACAAUACAGGGCUACCUUUUCACAAGCGUGUGAUUCUUAAUCAGAAUACAGAGAUUCUGGACAAGGAGAAGCCAUUUUGUCCCAGCCUCAGGAAGCUGAACUCCAGAAAGAGUUGAUUAUCAGCAAGUGCAGUGUUCUCGUGUUUUUAUAAUAUUUUCAUUAUUUCACAGGUGGAGGAGAUCCGUCCCAAGUACUCCAAAUUAAACUAUGUGUUUUUAGCCAAGGUAAGACGGACUGCCCAUGUUGUAAUGUUUGCAUCUUGGAUUCAUCUACAGUAUAUCCAAUAAUCAAAGGACUAUAUAUGUGCACCGAUGAUGAUAAUGAUGAGGACGAAUGUGUUUUUGAUUGGUCAGUGUUACAGAGACCUGGGGCAGAAAGGUCAGGCCAGGAAGAUGGGGGAUGCUGCUGCCUCAAUGGAAACCGUUUCCAAAGAGGUGGGUCCUGACUGUAUUGUCACUGACUUAUUCUUGUGCUCUAAACUCUUAGUUUUCUCCCAUUUGUCAUUGUUGUGGUUUAAAAAAAGAGUAUCUUUCUUUCUCUCUCUCCAAGGAUGAGGAGGCACAGAAGGAGCUUGACUACCUUCUCCCUGCGCUAGGUGUUUAUUGA